UGUCUCAUCCCAUGAUUAGUCAACAAGAAGCACAAUUAAUUAAGAGAAUUGUUUUAUUUAAGGCCAGACUAAAUGUAUGGUGCCUUUACCACCUUCUUCCUGUACUCUUCACACUCAUAUCUCAAAAUCUGCACUUGCCACCUACUUACAUGGCUUCUAUUUCUAAAAGUACAGCAAGUCCCCAGUUUUUUGUCUCUGGUCCACUUCAAAUCCCCAGAAUAACAAAGAAGUUCAAGAUUGGAAUAUGUCAGCUGAAAGUGACCACAGAGAAGAGUGCUAACAUCUUCGAUGCUCGUAAUAUGAUUGAAGCUGCUGCAGAACAAGGUGCAAGUCUUAUACUUUUGCCUGAAAUGUGGAAUUGCCCUUAUUCAACUGACUUAUUUGCAAAGUUUGCUGAGGACUUCAAUGAUAUAGAAAGCUCCCCGUCAUUGGUUAUGUUAUCUGAAGUUGCUGCUUCCUUAGGAGUCACCAUUAUAGGUGGAUCGAUUCCGGAAAAGGAUGCUGGUCAGCUGUACAAUACUUGCUCUGUGUUUGGACCUAAUGGAGAAUUAAAGGCUAAGCACAGAAAAAUACAUUUGUUUGACAUGGGUAAGCCACUGCCAGGAGAAGUUCAAUUUAAGGAAUCAAAUAUCAUUUCAGCAGGAGAGAAGCCUACCAUUGUUGAUACAGAUUUUGGACGCAUUGGAAUAGGAAUUUGUCACGAUAUACGAUUUCCUGAACUGGCAAUGUCAUAUAGUGCUAGAGGUGCUCGUCUAAUAUGUUACCCUGGAGCAUUCAACAUGAGUACUGGGGCAGCUCUGUGGGAGCUGGAGCAAAGAACAAGGGCAGUAGAUAACCAGCUUUAUGUGGCAUCCUGCUCCCCAUCUCGAGAUUCAGCCAGUAGCUACAUGAUAUGGGGUCACUCCACUGUGGUUGGACCGAUGGGUGAAAUAAUUGCAACCACUGGGCAUGAGGAAGCAGUUCUAAUUGCUGAAAUUGAUUAUGCUGCAAUUCAACAGACAAGGGAAAGCCUCCCUUUAGAGAGCCAGAGGCGCAAUGACAUUUAUCAAUUCGUAGAUUUGCUUGGAGAAAGUCCUACGAGGUUUUAAGAGUAGGGUAUUUUGAUCAGAUUGCAUCUCAUGGCUAAAUGAAAUUCUGAAAUGGGAUUUUGCAGGAGUUCUUUAUCACAAAGAAAAUGCUUUGCUAAUUUUGUUGGCAACCAGUGCUUGUAUCUUCUUUUUUAUGUUUAUUCCAAAAAGCAUUUGUUAACAGCUUUGAUAAUAUUUGGCAUCAAGAUUAUUUUGCAAAAGAUUACAAGGGUUUGGAAAA
Messenger RNA from Lycium barbarum (goji berry), 1308 nucleotides. RefSeq names its product omega-amidase, chloroplastic-like. Gene Ontology annotation, cellular component: mitochondrion. The transcript has 10 exons. The coding region runs from base 12 to 1088 and encodes 358 amino acids. The record is from RefSeq and is a predicted model, not a curated record. Gene Ontology annotation, biological process: oxaloacetate metabolic process; L-glutamine metabolic process. Gene Ontology annotation, molecular function: omega-amidase activity. Lineage: Eukaryota; Viridiplantae; Streptophyta; Magnoliopsida; Solanales; Solanaceae.